AUGUCUCGAUUUAAAUCUUAUAUCAAUCCACCAUCUUUCAAUACGAACCAAAAUGAACAAAAUAUAUCAAAUGAUUCAACAACAUUACCACCACUACGACAUAUAACACAAGUAAUAAAUUAUGUAAAUAUUAUUAUUUGUUUUUUCCUAUUGUUUU
This is a messenger RNA of Rotaria sordida, 157 nucleotides long. The record is from the annotation of a GenBank genome assembly. NCBI's taxonomy places the organism in Eukaryota, Metazoa, Rotifera, Eurotatoria, Philodinida, Philodinidae.